UCUAAGUGUGAGAAACCAUAUAGUUUCCUCUUUUUUAUUAUCCUUUCCCCUCUCUUCCUUUCAAGAUUCUUGCUUGUACAUUUUUUUUUUCUAAAUUUUAUCAUCAUAGUACCACACUACCACUUUUGCCUGCUCCAAAAACCUGGGAAAAGCACAACUAAUUAUCAUUACAUCCUAUAGUCUUCCUCGUACCAUUACAAACCCCAACUCAGCAACUCUCAUCAAAUUAAAAUUGUAACACAUAAUGUUGGACUCAAAAAAAUACAUUUCCGAAGAAGAAUUGAAAACCCACAACAAAAGAAAUGAUCUUUGGAUCUCAAUUCAUGGUAAGAUUUACAAUGUCACUAAUUGGGCUAAUUACCACCCAGGUGGUGAAACACCAUUGUUAAAUCUUGCAGGUCAAGAUGUAACGGACCCAUUUCUUGCUCUUCAUCCAACAUCUGCUUGGAAAUUUCUUGAUAAUCACUUUACUGGGUAUUACUUAAAAGACUACAUUGUCUCUGAAACUUCAAAAGAUUACAGAAAUUUGGUUUCAGAAUUCACUAAAAUGGGACUUUUUGAUAAGAAAGGUCAUGGUGUGUUCAUUUUGAUGGCUUUUAUAGUAAUAAUGAUUACAAUGAGUGUUUAUGGUGUUUUAUGUAGUGAUAAUUUCUGGGUUCAUCUUGCUUCUGGUGGAUUACUGGGUUUUACUUGGAUUCAAAGUGGGUGGAUUGGGCAUGAUUCAGGGCAUUAUCAAGUUAUGAUGAACCCUAAAUUUAACCGUUUCGUGCAAUUUAUGACAGGAAAUUGCAUUGCUGGGAUAAGCAUUGGGUGGUGGAAAUGGAUCCAUAAUGCUCAUCAUAUUGCUGUUAAUUCCCUUGAAUUUGAUCCUGAUUUACAAUACAUGCCUUUUUUUGUAGUUUCUUCCAAGUUUUUUUCCUCUUUAACUUCACAAUUUUAUGGUAGAAAAUUGAAUUUUGAUUCAAUUUCAAGGUUUUUUGUCAGUUACCAACAUUGGACUUUUUACCCUGUUAUGUGUGUUGCAAGGAUUAAUCUCUAUACUCAGUCAUUAUUGUUGCUGUUUUCUUCAAAGAGGAAAGUGCCCAAUAGAGCUCAAGAACUUCUUGGAUUACUUGUUUUUUGGAUUUGGUACCCGAUUUUGGUUUCGUGCUUGCCUAAUUGGUUUGAGAGAAUUGCAUUUGUGAUUGCUAAUUUUAGUGUCACUGGCAUUCAACAUGUUCAAUUUUGCUUGAACCAUUUCUCCUCCAAUGUUUAUGUUGGACCUCCUAGAGGAAAUGAUUGGUUUGAGAAGCAAACAAGUGGAACACUCGACAUCGAUUGUCCUUGUUGGAUGGACUGGUUUCAUGGUGGUUUGCAGUUUCAGAUUGCACAUCAUCUUUUUCCUAGGAUGCCUAGGUGCCAACUAAGGAAAAUAUCUCCAUUUGUGAAAGAGCUUUGUGAGAAACACAACUUGCCAUAUAAUUGCGCAUCCUUUUGGAAGGCGAAUGUCUUGACAUUUAAUACUCUUCAAACUGCUGCACUUCAGGCUCGCGAUCUAAGCAAUCCUGUUCCUAAGAAUUUGGUGUGGGAGGCUAUGAAUACUCAUGGAUGAUACUGAAUACAGAGUUCCGCAUUUAUCAAUCAAUAAGUAGAUUGUAUAUAUGUAUGAAACUCUGUUGAAUUGCAUGGAAGAUAGAUGUUUGGUGUACCAUUGGAGCUUCAUAGGUUUGUACAUAUAGCAUAUAUAUGCUUCAGCGUAUAAACUUCAAUGCACGUUGCUCAAGUAAUCUAGUUUUCUGCUAAAUAUGAAUUUAUGCCUUGUGUUUCUCAGUA
Beta vulgaris subsp. vulgaris (sugar beet) is the source of this 1812-nucleotide messenger RNA. RefSeq names its product acyl-lipid (9-3)-desaturase. The transcript has a single exon. The record is from RefSeq and is a predicted model, not a curated record. Gene Ontology annotation, biological process: lipid metabolic process. Gene Ontology annotation, molecular function: oxidoreductase activity, acting on paired donors, with oxidation of a pair of donors resulting in the reduction of molecular oxygen to two molecules of water. Lineage: Eukaryota; Viridiplantae; Streptophyta; Magnoliopsida; Caryophyllales; Amaranthaceae. The coding region runs from base 245 to 1591 and encodes 448 amino acids. Gene Ontology annotation, cellular component: membrane.